Messenger RNA from Salvia hispanica, 1590 nucleotides. RefSeq names its product glycerol-3-phosphate acyltransferase RAM2-like. The record is from RefSeq and is a predicted model, not a curated record. Lineage: Eukaryota; Viridiplantae; Streptophyta; Magnoliopsida; Lamiales; Lamiaceae. Gene Ontology annotation, biological process: cutin biosynthetic process. Gene Ontology annotation, cellular component: membrane. Gene Ontology annotation, molecular function: glycerol-3-phosphate 2-O-acyltransferase activity; phosphatase activity.
AUGACGACGGCGGCGUGUUUCCGCAGCAUCCACGACUGCGCGUCGACGGGGAGAGAAAACGACGCCGUGGUGGCGGACAUGGACGGGACGCUGCUGAGGGGGAGGAGCUCCUUCCCCUACUUCGCACUAGUCGCAUUCGAAGCCGGCGGCGCCCUGCGCCUCCUCUUCCUGCUGCUUCUCUCUCCUCUCGCCGGAUUUCUCUACUACUUCAUCUCGGAGUCGGCCGGAAUCCGCGUGCUCAUCUUCUCGGCCUUCGCCGGACUCCGCGUCUCCGACAUAGAGUCGGUGGCGCGGGCCGUGCUGCCCAAGUUCUACUCCGGGGACCUCCACCCGGAGUCGUGGCGCGUGUUCUCCGCCUGCGGAAAGCGCUACGUGCUGACGGCGAAUCCCCGGAUCAUGGUGGAGGCGUUUCUCAAGGACUUUUUGGGAGCCGAUUUGGUGAUGGGGACCGAGCUUUCCACGUUUAAGGGGCGAGCCACGGGCUUCGUCAAGCUGCCCGGGGUUUUGGUCGAUGAGAAUAAGGCUGCCGCGCUUAGGGCCGCAUUCGGCGAUACACCACCGGAGAUUGGCCUCGGCGAUAGGCAUACUGAUUUUCCCUUCAUGAGUUUAUGCAAGGAGAGUUACAUAGUGCCGAAAAAACCCGAAGUGAAGGCGGUGAGCGUCGAUAAGCUCCCGAAAGCGGUGAUAUUCCACGAUGGGCGCCUCGUGCAAAAGCCGACGCCCUUCCUCGCUCUCCUCAUCAUACUAUGGAUGCCGGUAGGGUUCCUCCUAGCUUGCCUCCGCAUAGCAGCCGGCGCUCUCCUCCCUAUGCCGCUCGUCUACUACGCCUUCUGGGCCCUCGGCGUCCGCGUCACCGUCAAGGGGACCCCACCGCCGCCGGUGAUCAAGUCCUCGGGAAAAUCCGGCGUCCUCUUCAUCUGCUCCCACCGCACCCUCCUCGACCCAAUCUUCCUAUCGACCGCCCUCGGCCGGCCCAUCCCGGCCGUGACCUACUCCGUGUCCCGCCUCUCAGAGAUAAUAUCCCCCAUAAAAACCGUCCGCCUGAGCCGCGACCGCGCCACCGACGCCGCGAUGAUCAGGAAGCUUCUCCAGGAGGGGGACCUCGCCAUCUGCCCCGAGGGCACCACCUGCCGGGAGCCAUUCCUCCUCCGGUUCUCCUCCCUCUUCGCGGAGCUGACCGACGAGCUGGUGCCCGUGGCGAUGGUGAACCGGAUGAGCAUGUUCCACGGCACCACGGCGCGGGGGUGGAAAGGGAUGGACCCUUUUUACUUCUUCAUGAACCCGAGCCCGGCCUACGAGGUCACUUUCCUAAACAAGGUGCCGAGCGAGCUCACGCGCGGCGCGGGCAAGUCCAGCCACGACGUCGCCAAUUACAUACAGAGGGUGAUUGCGGCCACGCUGUCGUACGAGUGCACGGCGUUUACGAGGAAGGACAAGUACACGGCGCUCGCCGGAAACGAUGGCACCGUGCCGGAGAAGCCGAAGCAAGCUAUGGGGUGCUGAGUCAUUUUUGACAUCUUUUAUUAAUAGGCAUAGGCUAAAAUACAAGCAACUUUGUUAAUGUCCUUUAUAUAUACAGAACAUAUUACU